This is a messenger RNA of Canariomyces notabilis, 2392 nucleotides long. Its product is annotated as formation of crista junctions protein 1. The transcript is spliced from 4 exons. The record is from RefSeq and is a predicted model, not a curated record. Gene Ontology annotation, biological process: cristae formation. Lineage: Eukaryota; Fungi; Ascomycota; Sordariomycetes; Sordariales; Chaetomiaceae. Gene Ontology annotation, cellular component: MICOS complex. The coding region runs from base 9 to 2102 and encodes 697 amino acids.
AUCCCCUCAUGUUGCGUACAUCGCUACACUCCGUGAGGGCGCUGGGCAGCAGGCCCGCCGCAGCUGCUGCCGGCCGUCAAUGGCAACUUUCUGCCGCGAGACGGGCUGUCGUGUCGGGUCAGAGAUACUAUGCCGACGGCAAGAAGCCUACAGAUGAAGCAAAGCCCGCAGUGCUCCCCGCCGAGCACACGCUAACCGCCCCAUCAACACCGCCGCCCCCUCCGCCUGAGGUUGCGAAAGUCGCUUCGUCGACCAUCCCUCCCGAAAAUGCCCCCUUGACACCACCUGCCCCGGGUCCAGCCGUGGUUCCUGAGACGACGACCAAGAUUCCGCCUCCGCCUCCCCCGCCCGCCCCACCAAAGAAAAAGAGCUUCUUCCGGCGACUGCGCAACUACAUCCUAACCCUCACCUUCCUGGGCGCUCUAGGUUUUGGCGGCGGUGUCUGGUACUCGCGCAUCAACGACAACUUCCAUGACUUCUUCACCGAGUAUGUACCAUAUGGCGAGCAGGCUGUGCUAUACUUGGAAGAGAUGGACUUCAAGAAGCGGUUUCCCAACGUGGCCAGCCGCAUGACCGGCAGGCGGACGGAUUCAGGCGACAAGGUCAAGAUCCCGGCUCAGAGCGGUGCCUCGUGGCGGGUCGCUGACGGCAGCGAGCCCGCUAGCCGGCAAUCGAGCGCAAUCCAAAAGGUGAACGCCGCCAAGGAGGCCCCGAAACCAAAAGCCGAGCCCGCUACCGUCGUCGAGGCGAAGGAGCAGACGGCAAACCUGCCCAAGGUACAAGCCGAGGAAACCAACCUUAGGAGCUCCCCACCUACACCCGCAUUAGCUUCCGCACCUGCACCUGUGGCUGAAAAGCCGUCUGAAACCGAGCCUUCACCCACACCCGCACCCACACCCGCACCCACACCCGCGUCCACGCCGGCCAAGACACCUUUCAAAGCACCCGAGGUUGACGAGCCUUCACGGUGGCCGCCGGCGUCGCCCAUCGACCCGCUGGCCGUGCCUGACGCUGCCGAUCCCGUCGUACAAGACCUGGUGCGCAUGCUUAACGACAUCAUCGCCGUAGUAAAUCACGACGGCGCCAACGAGAAGUAUGGAGCCACGAUCGGCAAGGCAAAGAACGAGGUCAGCAAGGUGGGCCAAAAGAUCCGCGACCUGAAGACGGCCGUGGAGCGGGAGGCUGCCGACCAGGUCAAGAAGCAGGUCGACGAGUUUGACAAGUCGGCCCACGAGCUCGUGGCGCGGCUCGAGGCGGCCAUGACGUCGCAGGAGCAGCAGUGGCGCCUCGAGUUCGAGGCCGAGAUGGAACGGCUGCGGAAGAGCUACGACAGCAAGCUCAAGCUGGUACAGGAGCGCGAGAGGCAGCUCGCCGAGGAGAAGCUCAACAACCAGCUCCUGCAGCAGGCGGUCGAGCUGCAGCGCCAGUUCGCGCGCGACAUCAAGCAGCACGUGGAGGAGGAGCGCGAGGGCAGGCUCGGCCGGCUGACGGAGCUGUCGGCGGCCGUGGCAGACCUUGAAAGGCUCACGGCGGGCUGGAACGACGUCGUCUCGGCGACGCUCCGCACGCAGCAGCUGCACGUGGCGGUCGAAGCGGUGCGCGCCAGCCUCGAAGACGCGCGGCACCCGCGGCCGUUUGUCAAGGAGCUCGCGGCCCUCAAGGAGAUUGCGGCCAACGACCCGGUCGUCGACGCCGCCAUCGCCUCGAUCCACCCUUCGGCCUACCAGCGCGGCGUCUCGACCCCGGCCGAGCUGGUCGACCGGUUCCGCCGCGUCGCAGCCGAGGUGCGCAAGGCCUCGCUGCUGCCCGACGACGCGGGCGUCGCGAGCCACGCCUCCAGCUACCUCCUCAGCAAGGUCAUGUUCAAGAAGCAAGGGCUCGCCGCGGGCGACGACGUCGAGAGCAUCCUGACCCGCACACAGACCCUGCUUGAGGAGGGCGAUCUGGACAAUGCCGCCCGCGAGAUGAACGCCCUGACGGGCUGGUCCAAGACGCUCAGCCGCGACUGGCUGGCUGAGGUGCGCAAGGUGUUGGAGGUGCGGCAGGCUUUGGAGGUAAUCCAGACGGAGGCGAGGCUACAGAGCUUGAAGCUUGACGCUUGAGUAGGGGUGCCUGGGCCGCCAGUUUUCCCUUUGUUGCUGUAUGUACAUGUGCCGGUUCUGUAGACCCUGUUUGUCUCGCUAGAGGGCGUGCGGGAUGGGUAUGCCGAAUGUAUUAAAUACUUUAGUGAAUACAUAGACGUGAUCUGGCAGAUUUGUGGUGUAUCGAUGGCUGCUUAGGUCAAACGCGACUCCGGGAGUGCUGUUGAGGUGUUCCAUAGCGCCACAUGGAGCUCAGCAAAUCUUUCAUAGCGACGGUCAACUCAAAAGGCUUCUAAACCACAGCAAGGAAU